AUGGCAGACAAGAAAGGGCAGGCAAAGGAAGCGGCUCCUGAGAAUGGAAUCCUUAAUCCCUCUGGCGCAGCGGUCAUGGCUGUCACACCCAUGUAUCUUGCUCUCGUGCCCGCCACAUCGUACCUCACAAAGCCAGAAAGCAUAUGCCAAUCCCUCGUCCACGCGCUCGUAAAGCUCAUCCCAGGCAUAAAUGCCCCCGCCAUAACCUCGGGCCGCGCAAUCCCCGCCCUUGCCACGCUGUAUCUCUUCUGGACCUUUGGCCCAUCCGGCGCCCUUUCCGCUGCCGGCCAAGCCAUGGGCCGCCGCGGCGGCUUCGACAAUAAUCACCCGCGGAAACACAUCCACGCGCUGAACGGCUUGCCGCUGAGACUGUACAGUGCGCAUAAUGCAUUGGUGGAGAUGUUUCCGGCAUUCGCUCUCGCCGCAGCGCUAUCUCAGAUCAUCGCUCCAAACGACGCGCAAAUUGUCAAUUUGCUGGGCCUCCACGUCAUGUCGAAGCUCCUGAUAUUUUACCCGGCUUAUCUGAGCAAUGUGGCUAUGGUAAGGAGCUUGUCGCAUGUAGGUGCUACGGCAGCGCUCAUCAAUGUGUGUUGGAGAUUGGCGGGCGCGAGUUCCUAGAGAAACUUUGUGUCUUUUGAGGGCUUUGCCGUGGUUGGUGAGGAGCAGAGUAACGCGGGAGAAUGAAAUAUGUUAGCGACUACUGCCGAAAGAAGUCAUCGAGGAGGAGCAAAAGGCUAUUUUCGUGCAUUAUCAUUGGAUACCAUGUGUCCCCUCACUUCCAUCAGAUUUACAAAGUAGUUAACAAAUAUAGUACC
Messenger RNA from Exserohilum turcica Et28A, 815 nucleotides. RefSeq lists its product as uncharacterized. Gene Ontology annotation, cellular component: membrane. The coding region runs from base 1 to 618 and encodes 205 amino acids. The record is from RefSeq and is a predicted model, not a curated record. The transcript is spliced from 5 exons. Lineage: Eukaryota; Fungi; Ascomycota; Dothideomycetes; Pleosporales; Pleosporaceae.